ACAACUUUUAACAAAACAUAUGCUUGGAUUCAUUUGGAUAAUAAAACUAACUAAAUAAACAAACACAAUGCAAAUAGUAAAAAUGUGUGUUUGGAUACUUUUUUGAAUAAUGAAAACAGUUUCAUUUCAAUGUCACUGACAGCAUAAGAGAAAAUCACAGAUUUAGAAGUAUAAAACAAUGGCUGACGUAUGCGUUGAAGAAUGAAACGAGCCAGAUAUAAAACAUAAUAUAUUGGUUACCAUGUCACAAACUGAAAUACAGCUGUAAAACAAACUAUGAUUUUACAUGGUUAUCAAUAUGGAUAUGGAACAUCGGCCUGGAAGACCCAGAUUUGACGAAUAUAUGGAUUCUGGCAGAUUUUACAAGACGAAUGACAUGGAAUGAUCCAUUAGCCAGCUAGGAAAGCUGUACGGAGAAAGUUGAGCAGCAUACUAAAGUGCACACCACACCGAUAGCAUUCAUCGGGUCGCUAUUCGGACGAACGAACAAUAUGUUUGCAGUAAAGCUGGGGAUUAUCUGCACGUGUUUCAAUGCAAUGGUAUCGGCCCAGAACGCCACGGUUGCUGAAUAUGAUAUUAUGAGUGAUCUGAGUAAAGCUUUCAUUUCUGCCGGCGUUCUUGCUUCAGCUUUAAUCAUCUCCUUGAUCAUCGCCAAAAUCGUCGACCACUGCUACGACAGAGCCUCAAUUCGCGAUGACGCUAGCGACAUCAGUGAACACACGCGAAAUCUCAUUCGCGCGAGACUUGCAGUUCGGAACUUCCGAGCACCGCCGAAAAAAGGAACCGAGAAUAAGAACAAAGAUUUAAAACACAAAAAGCUUUUACGUCUGUGGUCGGCCAAGGCACAUGCAAAGAGUGGGAGUUACCCACGUGUGCCGCAACUGUCGGAGAUUACUGAGUCUACGGAGAAAAAGUCACAGGAUAUUGUUAUUAACAUUGAAGGAGUCGAAGAAACGGAAAAAUCUGUGAUUAAACACAAAGAAGAAACUUUAGAAAAAGAGAAAGCUUUAGAAAAAGAGAAGGCUUUAGAAAAAGAAAUAGCUUUACCGAAAGUGACGUUCCUAACGGAGACGGAUGCUUCAGGUAAAAGAACAGACAUCUCUAAACCUUCUGUUACGCCGAGUAGCGCAGCAAAAUCUUCAAAAACUAAAGAGGAAACGAUCGUACAUAAACAGAAUGAAAGUUUUUCGAGCACCCACACAGACGGAGAACUUCCAGGAACUCCGUUAUCAACCAAACGAGACGGAGAUCGCUCUAAGUCUAGCAGUCCAAACAAGAGGUCCCCGCCCAGAGGUCUCUCUCCACCGUUGAGACCCAAAACAGCGCCAUCUGGCCGCCCAAUCAAGGGAAGUAGACCCCCGAAAAACGGACAGUCUAAACAUUUUGAUGGCAAAGAGCCCACGGGCAAGAGUGUUUUGCAGAAAGGUAUUUCGUUUUCUGGUUCAUCUAAAAGAACUGACGUUGUUUCACCAGCUGGUAUUCAUGGAUGGAAGUCUAGUAGUUUCACAUCCAGACCAGCCUACAAUGUGGUGUCUCCAGCUAGUGCAGGUGCUGGAAAGUCAAGAACCAUUUCACCAAAUGGUAAAUCUGGAAGCGUUUCAGCUCGGUUUGCUUCCGCGAGUGUACCAAAACCAGGACAGAGUCAUUUAAGACCUGCCAUUUCUACACCACGAGCUGCAGCAGACAAUGGUUCUAAAGUUAAACAAGUUAGUGGAAAGACCGGAAGUCAAUCUGUUGUGCAUCCCAUCCCCGGAACUUCAGCACCAGUAACACAUAGCGGUCGGGUAUCUCCGACAAAAAAUGUAUCUAUUAACAAACCACAGACUUCAAACCAGUCUCCAAGGACAGCGGAAGAACCCGGUAAAGAGGAUAUUCAUCUCAAGAAGUUCGUGCAGUUCCGGGGUGAUUCCGACGACCUGUUAGAGCUCGUGCAAAACGAAGGCAAAGCGAAAGUAGAAACGAAGUCUUACGAAAAAGAACAAGGUGCGAGCUCUAGCCCUGAGUACGAAUUUCUAGCCAAUACAAAGACAGCGGCCGAAAAGGGAUGACGCUAAAGUCUUGUUAGGAUUAAUAAAACAAAAUAUGGAUUGUUAGAUCAUGCUUCUGGCUAAAUAGGAUAGAAAAGCAAUAAAACACAAACAAACAAACAAACAACAACAACAAUACCAAAAACACUAUAAGUAUUGUUAUAUCAUGUAUCUGUCUAAAUAGGUUUGAGAAAACAAAAUACUAAUUGUUAGAUCAUGUUUGUGGUAUUUUCCUAUUAUAUAAAAUGUAAUAGUGACGACUGGACAUUUUCAACUGUGUUCUACAAACGUAGUUUAAAUAGAAAUAGAUCAGUCCAUUUUCUCUAUUACUGAAUAAUGUUUCGUUUUGAAUAUUUCGCCAAACCAGCGUUUAAUCCUAAAUCGCUAUGUUUUAACAUUUUUAAAUUUUGAUUAACGCAUUCUGCUUGAUGAUUCUCAAUUUUUAACCUGUAGUCAAGUUAGCUUAGGGAAAUAUUAACUGAACUGAAUCUAAACCUGGUACCAAUUUGCCAUUUCCAACGAAUUAGCCUAAUAUCUGUCGAAAACAAUAAACGGGUCUGUAUGCAAUUUGUUUUUGGGAGCUCGUCUACAACCACGCAAUGUGGACUCUAGAUAAACUAUGUUUUGUGUAUGGUUGCAAAUCGGCUAAUUUUGUUCUAAUGGUGGCAAGUAUUAAAACAAUUAUUUUGAAAAAUGGUUUAAGCGUCGGUCUAUUAGUCUAUGUGUAUGACACGUCAAUUUUGAUCGGUCACUAGUUUCAGUCAUACGUAGAUAAUAACGCGUUUUACAAAGACUGCCCCAGCUAUCAGUGUAGCUAAAGAGCAUUAUGAUUUAGUCGCUUUCAAAGAUUAACAAUAGUUUUAAAAUAUGUGUGGCCAUAUUUGGUUUCUUAUGGAGACCAUAUGUCAUGAAAACGCCACACAGACUGCAAACAGUCGUUUAGACUUGAUCUGGUGUUGAAAAGUUUAUGACUGGGCCUAGAUGUGUUGAAUUGCCAUGUACUAUGUUAGUGUCUGUUUGCGGAUAGAAAUGAAUACCAUAAAAGUUUAUUUAAGAACAAAGCGUAGGCCUAUUUGAAAAUUAACUUGCCCACAGAGAUGUACAAUCUGUUUUAACGAAACUAUCUGUUAGAUUCAUGAACUACGAAAUAAUUUAAUUUAAAUUUUUGUGGGCUUCAAUUUUCAUGGUUUUGCUAACAUACAAAUUUAGUAUCAUAAAUUCAUAUAUGUACACAUGCAUUAUAUUUUCGUUGUGUUCUUAAAAUCAUUGAGUUCUUAAAGUCGUUGACAACACUAGUCCACAUGAAUUACAAAAACAUUAGAACACCACAAACAAAUGUGAGUUCACUGUACUCUAUUCAGUAUAAAACAUGGAGGUAAUGUGGACACGUGUUACAGAGUGUACGGAAACUAGGCACACAUGGAGCCGAAUAAUGUCAGAUCUAUUAUUAACGAUCACGGUGGAAUGGGAGUAAGAUCUUGUCUUGAUGUGACGAGAAACUGUGACUGAUGGUUCAUGUUACUGAACUAUUCUCACAUUUCACAAUACGAUAUACAUAAAGCUGAGAAUGUUCUCAUCGUGUGAUAAUGUGAUGUUCUACGUUAGAAUAUUCUUGGAUGUUACAAUGCGUUUUAGAGAAAGCUGUUAAAUAUUCUCAGAUUUGAAAAUGUAAUGUUUUACGCUGAAAUAUUCUCAGAUGUUACUAUGUAAGUUAAACUAAGCUGCGAAAUAUUUUCAGAUUUGACAGUGUGAUGUUCUAAGGUGUGAAAUAUUCUUAGAUGUGACUAUGUGAUGAUCUAAGCUGUUACGUAUCCUCAGAUGAGACAUUGCGAUAUCCACUAGGCUGUGAUAAGUACCACUGUUUUGUUAAAGCUUUGUUAACUAAAAUAUGUCGCCAAA
Messenger RNA from Gigantopelta aegis, 3926 nucleotides. Its product is annotated as serine/arginine repetitive matrix protein 1-like. Bases 492 to 2048 code for a protein of 518 amino acids. Lineage: Eukaryota; Metazoa; Mollusca; Gastropoda; Neomphalida; Peltospiridae. The record is from RefSeq and is a predicted model, not a curated record. The transcript is spliced from 2 exons.